AUGGCUCUUCGUGCAACUGGAGAUGUCAACUCCAUUGAGGCACCAAUUACCUGGAAGGCCUAUGCGCUUUGCGCUUUUGCCUCGCUCGGAGGUAUCUACUUUGGAUAUGACUCUGGAUAUAUCAAUGGUGUCAACGGGAUCGAAAUGUGGGUUGACAUCAUUGAACCCGGUCGUACCACGCUCACUGCGUCUCAUUCCUCCCUCAUCGUUUCUAUUCUCUCCGCUGGUACCUUUUUCGGCGCUGUCCUGGCAGGCGAUGUAGCCGAGUGGUUUGGUCGCAAAUGGACCGUCAUCUGCGGCUGUGUGAUUUACGCUGUUGGCAUUGUCAUUCAAAUGCUCACUGGCAUUGGAGGUAACGCUCUUGGUAUCAUUGCUGCUGGUCGUCUAAUUGCUGGUAUUGGUGUCGGUUUCGAAUCGGCCAUCGUCAUUCUAUAUAUAAGUGAAAUUUGCCCCAAGAGUGUUCGAGGUGCCAUUGUUGCCUGCUACCAGUUUUGUGUCACCAUCGGCCUCAUGCUGGCGUCUUGCUUGGUCUACGGGACUGAAAACCGCCCAGACACCGGUUCCUUCCGCAUCCCUAUUGCAAUCCAGUUUGUCUGGGCAAUCGUUCUGGGUGUUGGACUUCUAUUCCUCCCUGACUCGCCUCGCUAUUUUGUCAAGAAGGGCCGCAUCGAGGAAGCCAGGAAGGCCCUCUGCAUUGUCCGCGAUCAGCCUCCCGAUUCCGAAUACAUUGAGGCCGAACUCUCUGAGAUCAUCGCCAACGAAGAAUAUGAGCGCAGCGUUAUCCCCGAUGCCGGCUGGUUCGGAAGCUGGAAAAAUUGUUUCACUGGUAGCCUUUGGGUCCAGAAGUCUAACUUGCGUCGUACCAUCCUGGGUACCUCCCUCCAGAUGAUGCAACAAUGGACUGGUGUCAAUUUCAUCUUCUACUUCUCCACUACUUUCCUCCAGGCCACUGGUGCGAUCAGCAAUACAUUCUUGACGUCGAUGAUCUUCACCAUUGUCAACGUUUUCUCAACUCCUAUCUCCUUCUACACUGUCGAGAAGUUAGGUCGACGCCCUCUUCUGAUCUUCGGCGCGUUGGGUAUGCUCAUAUGUCAAUUCCUCGUCGCUAUCAUCGGCGUUACUAUUGGCUUUAACAAGACCCACCUCAGUGACAGUGGUAGUACUAUUGCCAAUAAUAUUUCGGCAGUCAACGCCCAAGUCGCACUUAUUGCCAUCUACAUCUUCUUCUUUGCCUCUACCUGGGGCCCCGGAGCCUGGAUUCUUAUUGGUGAAAUCUUCCCCAUUCCUAUCCGCUCCCGUGGUGUUGCUCUCUCCACUGCCUCCAACUGGUUGUGGAAUACCAUCAUUGCUGUCAUCACUCCUUACAUGGUAGGAGACAACCCUGGUGAGGCCAACAUGAGGUCCUCUGUCUUCUUCGUCUGGGGAAGCCUUUGCGCUGCUUGUUUCGUGUAUGCGUACUUCCUUGUCCCAGAGACCAAGGGUCUGUCUCUUGAGCAAGUUGAUAAAAUGAUGGAAGAAAGUACCCCUCGGACCUCUGCCAAGUGGCGCCCACACUCUACAUUUGCCCAGGAGAAAGAGAUGGUAAAACCUGAACAUCAUGAGGCUGAAAAUAUUGCCUAA
This is a messenger RNA of Penicillium verrucosum, 1620 nucleotides long. RefSeq names its product sugar porter family MFS transporter. The transcript is spliced from 2 exons. Gene Ontology annotation, biological process: transmembrane transport; carbohydrate transport. The record is from RefSeq and is a predicted model, not a curated record. Gene Ontology annotation, cellular component: membrane. The coding region runs from base 1 to 1620 and encodes 539 amino acids. Gene Ontology annotation, molecular function: carbohydrate:proton symporter activity. NCBI's taxonomy places the organism in Eukaryota, Fungi, Ascomycota, Eurotiomycetes, Eurotiales, Aspergillaceae.